Messenger RNA from Puccinia triticina, 180 nucleotides. RefSeq lists its product as uncharacterized. The transcript is spliced from 2 exons. Lineage: Eukaryota; Fungi; Basidiomycota; Pucciniomycetes; Pucciniales; Pucciniaceae. The record is from RefSeq and is a predicted model, not a curated record. Bases 1 to 180 code for a protein of 59 amino acids.
AUGGAACCACCCCCCUUGGGCUUCAUUGCUGUGCAGGAGAGCCUGUUCAACGAACAUGCCAACCACUACCAACUCACCGGGCCUUCCUGGCAGCAAGCCCGCCUGGAGAGCCUGUUCAACGAACAUGCCAACCACUAUCAACUCACCGGGCCGUCCUGGCAGCAAGCCCGCCUGGUCUGA